This is a messenger RNA of Girardinichthys multiradiatus, 2872 nucleotides long. Its product is annotated as dynein regulatory complex subunit 4-like. NCBI's taxonomy places the organism in Eukaryota, Metazoa, Chordata, Actinopteri, Cyprinodontiformes, Goodeidae. Gene Ontology annotation, cellular component: Golgi apparatus; motile cilium; microtubule. Gene Ontology annotation, biological process: flagellated sperm motility. The coding region runs from base 1214 to 2533 and encodes 439 amino acids. Gene Ontology annotation, molecular function: microtubule binding; small GTPase binding. The record is from RefSeq and is a predicted model, not a curated record. The transcript has 12 exons.
UUUAGAAGGAAUAAAUGCAGAUCUGAUCACCCAGUUAAUACCCUCAAAAGGGUUCACUCCGGUCAUCCACCUGUCUACAUCCCCACCUAAGGCGUAAAGAUCACUAAAAUCAGGAUGAGAGUGUCCUGUUUGAUAUCAGUUUGUACAGUUUUUGGCUAUCAACUCCUCUAUUUCUUCAUAAGUAAUGUUUUUGUGAUGUAUGUUUUUUAUAUAAUUGUUUUUAAUAAAAAUAAAGGUUGAAUUUCAGAAACUGUCUUAAAUCAGUUUUAAAAGCUUGCACUGAAACAGAUUUCUGCAGUGUGCAUUAUGCUGCAGAAGCAUCGGAGCUCCGACAGUCUCAACAGAAAUGAACCUUCACAUCAUCUACAGAACGGUUUGAAUUACAGAGUGCAUUCAGUAAAGCCGUGCUUGUGUUGCUUUAAAUGACAAGCAGCAUACACUGUGGAGCUUCUUAAACAGUUACAUUAAAAGCUUAACAUCUGUCUUUUACCAUCAAAACUAACUGAUGGGAGUGUCUGUCUGCUGGGGUGUGCAUGUUCAUAGACUUCAGAAUUAUGGAGGUUUAAAGGUGCCAGAAUUCAAUAAAUGGCUGUAUCAACAAAUGAUUAAUUAAAUGUGACAAAUAUUAACUGGUUGGAAACAUUAACAUAAUUUAUUAAGUAUAUAAAUAAUUGUCAGUAUCAAAAAUAUUCAUAAAAUGCAUAAUCACUCUCUCACUAGUUAUUUCAUGUAUGCUGCAGUACAUCAUGAAUUUAUUCUGAAAUGCAAUAACUUUAAAUAAAUAAAAAAUAAAUAUUUGAAAGACAUAUGAAACACUUCUCUGUCUGUGCAUACAUAAUAUCAACGAAAGUCCUCUAUUUUUGAUACAUCGUCAGCCUACCUAUAAGCUUCAUUUAAAAUGUCUAUCAGCGUUAGUUGGUCAGCAUAACAAAUGUAAACGCAGCAAUUUUAUAGCCACUUGUCUCCCACAAGGCGCGGUUUUAAUCAUUACAAAGACGAAACAUGAACAAAAGCUAAAAGCUAUACAGAAGCGUCAGAAAUACUUGCGUACCCCAUAAAUUACGCAAGUACUGGCUACUUCCGCCUUCCCUGCGUUACUAUAGAAACGUUAGUUUAGCCCGUUGGACCUAAAACUGACGACCUGCUGUUGUUUUAUCUUUGAAAAUAACCCAGAAAGCAGUUCUCCGUCAUCAUUAUCAACUCCGCGCGAAUUAUGCCGCCCAAAAAGAAAGAGACAAGUAAAAAGCCGGAAACUGCAAGGACCCCUACUCUGAUAAAUGGUCUCACCAAGGAGGAGAUGUCCAAAGAGCAGAUGGAAGAGCACAUUGUGAGACUUCGUGAAGAGCUGGAAAGAGAGAGGGAGGAGAGGAACUACUUCCAGCUGGAGAGAGAUAAGAUUAAUUCAUUUCGCAAAGUUACUGACAGAAAACUAGAGGUAGUUAAGGCUGAACUUAAAAACGUGGACAAGGCCAUAGAAGAUGACGAGGCGCAUCACCAGCUAGAGAUAAAGGUCUUUAAACAGAAGAUGAAGCACCUCUUAUGUGAACAUCAGAACACAAUUGCUGAGCUGAAAGCAGAUCAUUUAACCUCGGCUGAGGUGCGUGAGAAAAACCAGCAUGAACUGGAGGCAGAGCUGUGUGAGAAAAAGCUGACCAUCCUGGCUGACAUGCAGGAAUUUAACAAUGAAGACAUUUUCAGACAACUUAAGUUGAAACAUGAAGAAAACAUGGCUGCAGCUAAGGACAAAUGGGAGAGGGUGCUGGCAGAAACUGCGGCCAAAAAUAAGGCAGAGAUACAACAGCUGCAAAAAGAGCAGGACAACAUGACGAAAAGUGUGAUCUGUGAGAAAGAGCUGCUCUGGAAGAGCCACAUCGGCAUUCUUAAAGAAGACGCAAAGAAAGCCUUAAGUGACGCAAAGGAAUUUGAAAUUAGGAUGGAACAAGACAACGCAACACAGAAAAAAGUUGUUAUGGACAGCAGUUCUAAAAAGAGGAAGAAACUGGAAAAGAUGCAAGAGGCCUUGUAUGCAAUUUUGAAGGAAAAUAACCGAUUAGCUAAGCUUGUUGCAGAAGCCACGGGUGAACUUAGCCAUCUUGAAAAAAGAGCAAAAUUGUUCUCCAAGACAAAGGGUCCUAUCAGUAAUCCUAAUAAAAAGCCACUGAAAGACUUGAAGAAAGACCAUGAUGAAUUAGAACAGAAAUUCAGUAAGCUUCAGAUCGAGAUGGAUGAACUGCAUUCGUCCGUCCCUCAGAAAAUUUGUAGUGUGCAGAAACAAGCCGAUCUGUCGCUCAGGCCUCUGGAGGAUGAGCUGCAGGCUCUGACAGACCGUCUGGAGAAGAUCCAGGCUCAGCUUUACGCCGUGCUCUCAGGCCCCAGCGUGGACCAAACCGCUGUUGCUGAGCUCACUUCCAAAGUCGAGAAAGAUCUGGAGGCCAGAAAUUCUGCCAUCAAGAAUCUAAAGUGUAACAGAUGUCAGAUUUCCCAGGCUCGCUGUGCCAUACAGCUGAAGGCAGCACGAAGAGCUUGUAAGUGAGAGAAGGAUUUUUUUGGAAAGCACAGCACAGAUUGUGGAAAAAGAAUCACAUGCUCCAACUUUGCAUGUUCAUUAAUAAAUAAAAUCUAAGUUAAGCAGUUGAAUCCAGCAAAUGAGCGGAGAACAACCAGGCAGCUUAUACAGGGGAGAGUGAGCAGAAGCAGCAUGGAGAACAAGUGAGAGUAAGCAGGUGAAAAACAGCUGAGGACAAUGAGUGGCAGAUGGCCGCUCACACUGAGCCUGGUUCUGCUGGAGGUUUCUUCCUGUUAAAAGGGAGUUUUUCCUCUCCACUGUCACUACAUGCAUGCUCAGUAUGAGGGAUUGCUACAAAGUCAACAC